UCAGUUUCUGGAUAUACAAAUGGUGGGUCGUCAUAUGUUCGCCGAUCGCAGCCUUCUCAUGCUCAGCUGUGGCUAGGCUGACAUCGAGUCUGAUGGUGCCUACAUUCGUCCUGACAUUGAUAGUCACUGGGCGUUUGCAAUGGCAGACACAAUCCAAGUUUUGGGUUGUGUCUGUAUCUGGUGUAGGAGAAAUAGCGAAUCGGACGGAGACUCGCAGGUGGAAAGAGGACAACCAAGUCAAUCUCUACACCCUCGCAUCCCCCCACGGAAGGUGUGCGAUUCGCCAAUAGCUACGACAAGUGAGGUUUUGGAGGUGUUGUAUCCUCCAUCACAUCUUGACACCCCUACGGCUCUCGACCCUGAGGCUAGUCCUCCCGCUUACGAGCUGCGACCCACAGUACCUCCAAAUACUCCGCAAGACCAACUGCUCCCGAUUUCUUUCCGAGACGGCAGGGGUCUCGUCCCUUUUACCCCUUGUCCUCCGCAAGUCACUCCUUCCAUGGAUGCUGUGUCAUCUUACCACUUGUCCGAUACUCCUCUUGACGUCGCCGUUCCAAGCUCACAAUCUCCUCGUCAACCAUCAACAGGGAUUGUGCGACAACCAAUCACUGGCUGUUCACUGGAGUCUCAUAAAGAAGUUGAUAAUGUUGAGCCUCCGGCAUACAGUCGGUUCGAUUCUUCACGGCCCCGGUUCCCAGCUGCUUCUGACAUCCUGGGACCAUACCCGCAUAUCUCGAUGCUUUCCCCGAAUCUUGGGUGAUCUAGGGGGGUUUGAUAUUAUAUUGUUCUGGAACGAGGAUUUGUGUAAUCUUGAUGUAUCAAAAACAUAUCACAUGUAUCCCUAGAUCUGCAAUGCUAUGUAUGUCAUUGUAGACUGGUCAUCGUUGGCUUAGUCAUAGAUGCUAGUGAACACAGUUUGAAUCACGCGAAA
Molecule: messenger RNA, 931 nt
Organism: Suillus discolor
Lineage: Eukaryota; Fungi; Basidiomycota; Agaricomycetes; Boletales; Suillaceae
Exons: 2
Coding region: 140-760 (206 amino acids)
Source: RefSeq, a predicted model, not a curated record